This is a messenger RNA of Alnus glutinosa, 1957 nucleotides long. RefSeq names its product scopoletin glucosyltransferase-like. The transcript has a single exon. NCBI's taxonomy places the organism in Eukaryota, Viridiplantae, Streptophyta, Magnoliopsida, Fagales, Betulaceae. Bases 113 to 1573 code for a protein of 486 amino acids. Gene Ontology annotation, molecular function: UDP-glycosyltransferase activity. The record is from RefSeq and is a predicted model, not a curated record.
CUCAAUCCCCGAAGCCUAACCCAAGAAGCAAGCGCAAAGCAAAUUUUCCUUUGCUUCGUGUUCAUCACCAGACCAGCUCCUCUAGUCUCUAGACCAACUCAUUCUCCUAGAAAUGGGUAACGAGAAGCGUCAGCUACACAUGUUCUUCUUUCCCUUUAUGGCUCAAGGCCACAUGAUACCCGCCAUAGACAUGGCCAAACUAUUUGCUUCGCGAGGUAUAAAAGCAACCAUAGUUACCACUCCUCUCAACGCCCCACUCUUAGCCAAAACAAUACAAAGAAGCCAAAAUUUGGGUGUCGAAAUUGGAGUUCUUGUUAUCAAAUUCCCUACUAUAGAGGCUGGAUUGCCUGAAGGAUGUGAGAGCUUCCACAUGGCUUCUUCACAUGGAGUGCAACAGAAGUUCAUCAAAGCAACCACCAUGCUUGAACCACAGAUUGACCAGCUUUUGCAAGAACAUGCUCCUGAUUGCCUUGUCGCCGACAUGUUCUUUCCGUGGGCUACCGACAUUGCUACUAAAUAUGGUGUUCCGAGGCUUGUUUUCCAUGGAACCGGUUUCUUCCCCUUAUGUGCUUUAGAAUGCCUCAGACUAUACGAGCCUGGCAAGAACGUGUCAUCAGAUUCAGAACUAUUUUCCAUUCCUAAUUUGCCGAACGAUAUCAAGUUGACAAGAGCGCAAUUGCCAGUUUUGGCCGAAGAAAAUGUUGAAAGUACAGAAUUUUUUGCCAAGUUUUUUAAAGCAUUAAGAGAAUCAGAGGCGAGGAGCUAUGGUGUUGUUGUUAACAGCUUUUACGAGCUUGAACAAGACUAUGUAGAUCACUACAGGAAGGUUAUGGGAAGGAAGGCGUGGCAUAUAGGGCCCCUUUCAGUAUGCAUCAAAGAUACUGAAGACAAAGCACAAAGGGGGAAGGCAAGUUCUAUAGAUGAACAUGGGUACUGUUUAAAGUGGCUUGAUACAAAGAAACCUCAUUCGGUUGUUUAUAUUUGUUUUGGAAGUGUGGCAGACUUCAAUGACUCUCAGCUAUUGGAGAUUGCAAUGGGUCUUGAGGCUUCUGGACAGCAAUUCAUUUGGGUUGUGAAAAAAGAAAAGAAUCAUGGAGGAGAAGAAGAAGAAGAAGAGUGGCUGCCUGAAGGGUUUGAGAAGAGAAUGGAAGGCAAGGGACUGAUCAUAAGAGGUUGGGCGCCCCAGGUGUUGAUUCUUGACCAUGAAGCAGUUGGAGGGUUUGUGACUCAUUGUGGGUGGAAUUCCAUAUUGGAAGGGGUGGCUGCAGGAGUGCCCAUGGUUACAUGGCCAGUGUCUGCUGAGCAGUUUUUCAAUGAGAAGUUGGUAACUCAGGUGAUUAAAAUUGGGGUCAGUGUUGGUGCCCAACGAUGGGUUAGUUUGAAAGGGGACAACAUUAAUAGGGAUGCCAUAGAGAAGGCAGUGAAGCGGAUAAUGUUUGGGGAGGAAGCAGAGGAAAUGAGAAGCAGAGCAAAGGUGCUUGGGGAGCUGGCAAGGAGGGCAGUUGAAGAGGGCGGAUCGUCUUACUUGGAUUUGAAUGCUGUAAUUGAAGAUCUCAAGGCCAUUGGUUCUUGAUAAAUUACUCAUGAGUAACAAGGGUAAGCCUUAAACAGAAAGGUCUAACUUUUAUGUUCUCUGUUUGAUCUGCUUGUUUGGUAGAAUCCCAUCUGAUGUAAAGUUAUUGUGUUGUCCAAGAUUUUGGAAUCACAGGAUAAUGUGGGUUUUGAAAUAAUGACUCUUGUGAAUUUAAUUUGCAAUGGUUUCCUUUAUGUAAGUAUGUGGUAAGCACAUGAGGAAGAAAUUUCUCAUGGAGGAAAAUGGUACAAGAUCGAAUUGGGUGAAAUGAAGAGCAAUGAAGUUUCUCAUGUGGUAAACUGCAGGCAGGAAAGUAAAUAAUGAAAUGAAGAGCAAACCAUAAACACUGUUGCAAUGUGUUAAUGUUUUCUGGAAAUAUUUGUU